Molecule: messenger RNA, 7384 nt
Organism: Amblyraja radiata (thorny skate)
Lineage: Eukaryota; Metazoa; Chordata; Chondrichthyes; Rajiformes; Rajidae
Product: highly reducing polyketide synthase PKS6-like
Exons: 7
Coding region: 111-6443 (2110 amino acids)
Biological process (GO): fatty acid biosynthetic process
Molecular function (GO): 3-oxoacyl-[acyl-carrier-protein] synthase activity
Source: RefSeq, a predicted model, not a curated record
GUGGUUUUAUAAAUCACCUGGCUUCUAUACUUGGCUUUAAUUGCGUAAGAUAAUUGUCAGGUGAAGAAGACAAAAACAAUUCCACAUUUAUUUGGUUCAAAAGGUGGAAAAUGGAAAAAAACGGUGAAGAUAUAGCUAUUAUCGGAAUAGGGUGUAACUUUCCUGGAGGCGAAGGCAUUGAUAAUUUCUGGAAAGUUCUUCUUCAGGGAAGGAACUGUGUGGUUGACAUUCCACCAAAUCGGUUCGAUACGACAUUCUGGUAUAACUCUGAUGGCAACAAAGCAGGGAAAAUGAUCACAAAACGAGCAAGUUUAAUCGAAGGGUUUAAUGAAUUUGAUCACAACCUCUUUGACAUAAGGCAAAUCGAAGCCAAUAGUAUGGACCCACAACAUAAACUUCUGUUGGAGUGCACAUACAAAGUGUUUGAAAAUGCAGGAAUUCCUAUGGAAGAAAUCAGUGGGAGUAAAACGGGUGUUUUCAUUGGGCUCAUGAAUCGUGAUUACGAGGGGAUUUCAAAUAACAUUGCCAAAAAUAUCACCCAUUAUAAUGGGACAGGAUCAGCAAUGAGCAUAGCAGCAAACAGGAUUUCUUUUGCUUUCAACCUUACUGGACCAUCAUUGGCUAUUGAUACAGCAUGUUCUUCAUCACUUGUGGCUUUACAUUAUGCUGCUCAAGCCAUCAAGCAAGGUGAUUGUGAGAUGGCAGUUUGCGGGGGAGCGAGCUGCAUCAUUGAACCAAGAAUCAACGUGGCUCUGAGCAAGGCACAAAUGAUAUCUCCAGAUGGAAUGAGCAAGCCAUUUUCCAUCAAAGCCAAUGGAUACGGCAGAGGAGAAGGUUGUGGAGUUUUGCUGCUCAAACCACUAGCAAAGGCUCAGAAAGAUCAUGACCAUAUUUGGGGUGUAAUAGUCUGUAGUGCAAUUAAUCAAGAUGGAAGAGCAGUCACGCCCAUCACCAGACCUUCCCAGAAGCAGCAAGAAGAGUUAUUGAGAAGUAUUUAUCUCAGAAAUGUUGACCCAUCACAGAUUCAGUACAUGGAGGCCCAUGGAACCGGAACACCAGCUGGUGAUCCGACUGAAGCAGCCAGCAUAUCAAAUGUUAUUGCACAAUCUAGGCAUUCAGAUUUCCCUCCACUUACAAUGGGUUCUGUCAAAGGAAACAUUGGCCACACGGAGUCGGCUGCGGGAGCUGCAGGAUUAAUUAAAGUUCUCCUCAUGAUGCAUCAUGGAAAAAUUGUAUCAUCCCUCCACUACUCAGAGGAGAACUCAAGCAUCAAUGCAAAAGCUUUGAAUCUACAUAUUCCAACUGCUGUGAAAAACUGGGAAGAAAACGGGGAGAAAGAAAAGAUGGCAGGAAUCAACUCAUUUGGAUUUGGAGGGACAAAUGCUCAUGUAGUCAUAAGGCAGUUGAAGCGAGAAUCUGUUCCUAACUCUGUACAAAAACCACUAGAAAUAUUUGUGCUUUCUGCUGCCUCCCAGAAUUCAGUUAGAAUGAUGAUAAAGGACACAAGCAACCAAAUAAGGGAAAGCGAAGACCUAAUUCUCCAGAACCUGGCAUAUACAUCUGCUUGUAGAAGAAGCCAUAAGAAUUACAGAUACAGGAAAGCAUUUAAAGCUUCUUCCCUUGAGCAUCUCCAACAGCAGCUUAGAUCAGCUGCAGAUACUGAAGUGGCUCAGAUCAAGUCUGAUGUAAACGUGAUAUUUGUGUUUUGCGGUAAUGGUGUUUUAUAUCAAGGAAUGUGCAAACAACUUUUACAAAUAGAACCAAGGUUCAGAACACAGAUUGAGGAGAUAGAAAAAAUACUCCAACAAUACACAGACAUCAACUUAAUACAUUUAAUUGAGAAUGACUGCGAUAACCUUACAAAACCAGACAUAGCACAGCCACUGCUUUUUGUCAUUCAGGUAGCAGUCGUGAAUCUUUUGAAGUUCUGGGGUAUUCAGCCUGACAUUAUCAUUGGCCACUCAGUUGGGGAAGUUGCUGCUGUAUAUUGUGCUGGGAUACUUUCACUCCAAGAUGCUGUCAAGGUGCUUUACCACAGAAGUGCAUUGCAAUCAACGGUAACAGGAGGGAAAAUGCUGGUCGUUAGUAAUUUACCUGUGUCAAAAGUGUCAGACAAACUCGAUUCAUAUUCAGGGAGACUCUGCAUUGCUGCAUUCAAUAGUCCCUCAUCAUGUACAGUUUCAGGUGACGAUAAUGCUAUUGACAAAUUGCGCACAGAUUUGCACAGUUCAUUUGGAGAUAAAAAUGUAUUCCUUCACAUUUUGGAUGUGCCUGCAGCAUAUCAUAGUCACUUGAUGGAACCUAUCCUAAACGAAGUGGAAGAGAGGAUUGGUAAAUUACAGAAACAUGAAACAAAAAUUAAAGUAAUUUCCACUGUCACUGGACAAUUGGUUUCAGGAAAUGAUUGUGUGACAGGGACGUAUUGGUCUAGAAAUAUUGAAAAUCCUGUUCUUUUUGAACAAGCUGUUAGAACCGCUGUUGCAGAGGUUAAAAAUGCAGUGUUUAUUGAAAUUGGACCAAGAAGGGCCUUACAAAGGUACAUUAAAGAAAUUGUAGGAAAUGAGACUCAGGUUUUCCCUGCAAUGCAGCCAGAAAGAGAUUAUGAAACUAUGCUUUCAGUUUUAUCAGGGGUGUUUGAAAUGGGUUACAAUCCUAAUUGGCAAAACAUCUUCAGAGAACACAAGGGUGUUCCAACAUUGUGUCCAUGUUAUAAGUUUGACCACACUCAGCUUAACAUCAAUUUUGAAGAUUUUAGGCAAGGUAAUGAGAAUGCAUCAUCUGUAACACAUCCACUUCUUAGCAGUUCAAACAAAGAUGGCAAGGAGUACAAUUACAACCUAACACUAACAACCGCCCCAUACCUGCUGGAGCACAAAAACAAUGAAGUACCUAUAUUACCUGGUUCUAUGUAUGUUGAACUUGCAUUAGCAUCUGCCUUGGCAAGCAUUAAACCAAAGGUACCUCUCGGGUUCUGCCAAAUGAAUAUUACUUUCUUGAAUCCUUGCAUUGUACAGCCAAACUCGACUGAACUAAAGGUCAAAAUUAACAGUAAAGAUAAAAUAACUGAAUUUACUGUUAUGGCAGCAACUGUUUCUUAUGCAAAAGGAGAGGUUUGUCAAAAUAUGGAAUGCAUUGUGGAAGAAAAUAUUAUUUCCCUUGAACAUGUUUUGCAAAGAGCCAAUGAAAGCAUAAAGGCAGAAGUUAUCUAUGAAACAAUCGCAUCUUUAGGCUUCCAGUAUGCUUCAGUCUUCAGAAACCUCAGAGAAGUGUUCUAUUCACAUGAACUCAAGGAAGCUAUAACAUAUAUCAAGGUACCAGAUGAACUUGUAAUGCAGAUGCAUGAAUACUGCAUUCAUCCAGUUAUUUUAGAUUACUACAUGCAAAUGUGUGCUGUUCUGGCAAUGCAAAUGUCAAACCUGAGACCAGGGUUCCCAACUUCCAUCGGGAGUUUGAUAGUAUGUCAACCAAUGCAGCAGGAAAUGAUGUUAUACGUAAGGACUUAUAAAAAUACUGCAGAAUAUUUUGAGGUCUCUGGGGCAUUUACAGAUACAAAGGGCAUAGUCAUUGCAGAGUUAAAAAAUGUCAGAAUUACGUUUCUUGGUCAAGACAAUUCUACAGAAUUCAAUAAUUUCUCCUUUGAAAAUACUUGGGAGGAAAUCGAUAACCUUGCCAAAGAUAGUCCUUCUGCACCUAAAGCAUUGGUAUUUGCAGAUAACGUUGGAGUUGCCAAAGUUCUGCAAAGGCACUUGCAUAGGCAGUCCUCAUAUAUUCCUUAUCAGGAUCCAUCCACCUUGAUGGACAGAGAAGUUGCACAGAUUCUACGACAGCACAAUGUGACAGAUUUGACCUACUUCGAUGAAGUGUUGUUCUUAUGGGGAAUGAAAAACCUAACUGGCCAUAAUAGCGAAGUAGUGGUGAAUCACAUCAGCGGCUGCUGUGAGGUUUAUCGACAAAUCCUGCAACUGGUUCAAGGGGGAAAAUCCUCAAAAUCUGUCAGAAUAGUCACCUUUCGGACAUCAGAAAAAGCAGUGGAUCAAAUCACUGCAGGUUUUGCCUUGUGGGGAAUGACCAGAUCGUGUCUUCUAGAGCUUCAAGAGGUUUCUCUUCAGCUGAUUGACAUUGGCUCUACCAGUGAGAUGGAUAUUACAGCAUUAGCUCACACAAUCAGCCUGCCUCAUAAUUACCCUGAAGUAAUGAUUCAAUUCGGAAAGAUCCAUAUUUCACGAGUCAGACGAGCAGCCAAUAUAAGUUCCAACGGUAUUCACAACAUGGCACCUUAUUCUGGUUGUGGAGAUAUUAUUUUCCAGACAAUGAAUCCCUACAAAGUUGUAGAUUUCCAUGCAAAGCCACAAGAAAGAAGAUUGAAUGAACCUACAAACCAAACAGUGCAUGUUAAAAUCGAUGCAAUGUGCAUUCAUUCUUCAGAUUACUUUCCAGUCAGUGUCUCUGCUGUGAAAUUUGGACAGACACUGUAUUGGAACACAACCAACACUCAAGGACAUGAGCUAAUUGCUGUAGACUUCAGUGGUACAAUCACAUCAGUUAGCAAUGAUGUAAAAUCCUGUAAUGUAGGAGAUCAUGUUGUUGUAUGCUAUCCCGUUGCUGCACAUUCGACCGUCAGUCUCCCUGCAUCCGUGUGUUUCAAAAGCAGCAACAUUCCACUACUAAAGCAAACGCCCUGCGUUUCAUACUUUACAAUUGCCUGGGAAAUACUCUGUAACAUUUUGCCUCAAGUUAAACAUCACAAAUAUUUGGCAAUUCAUUCCUCAGCACCAGAAUCUUGCUUCAGGAAAGUGCUGUCCCUAGCAGCUACUUCAGUGGGCUGGCAAGUACAGGUUCAAUCAGAGCUUAAUGACUUUCCACAAGCUUUUCUUAGUUCUGAUGCAUUGCUUUUCCUGCCACCCAUUAAAACAAGCCUCAUCAAGAAGAUUGUUAACAAUUGUUCUGCUAAGCAUGUUAUUGUUCUCGUUGAUAACAGCCAAGUAUUUGAAAUUUCUCAGAACAUGCUUGGUUACGAAAAGGAUAAUGUUCAAAUUCACUUUUUGCAGGUAGCCAACAUACUUAAAACGUGGUAUCUUAAAAAAUCGGCAGACAGUGUUUACAAGUGGAUGAAAUCAUUGCGCUUAAAGAGCAAGCAGCAUGAUUUUCCAAGGAUUAACUUUCACUCACUGAUGUCUGAUAUGGAUGAAUGUAGGAAAGAGUCCUACCUCACUAGUGAAGCUGUCUCAGUUGUGGAUCUGAAUGCAAAUGCAUUAAAUAGUAAGAUUUCAGAGAUACCAGUGUACAACUGUCAAAAACAACUAUUUAGUAGAGAUGCUGCUUAUAUAGUUACAGGGGGACUUUCAGGGCUUGGCUUGCAGACAGUACAUUUUAUUGCUGAACAUGGUGGAGGAGUUGUCAUUGUUCUGUCAAGACGCUCCCCAUGUACCGAGAAGAAAGAAGAAUUCAAAAAUAUUUGGAACCAGUUUGGGACAACUGUAGUCAGUGUUCCCUGUGACAUCUCAAAACAGUCAAAUGUUGAGUUGGCGAUCAAUCAGUUUUGUUACUCCUUCCCAAAGAUUCCAAUUAAAGGAGUGUUUCACAGUGCCGUUGUAUUACACGAUGCCCUUCUUCAAAGUCUAAAUAGGUCCUUAUUUGAUAAGGUUUUAGCUCCCAAAAUUGCAGGAGUUCUGAAUCUUCACAAUACAACAAAAUCCUUCCAAUUGGACUAUUUUGUGUGCUACUCGUCAAUUGCAUCAUUCAUUGGGAAUCCUGCCCAAGCAAACUACUCUGCAGCAAACUCUUUUCUUGAUUUCUUUGUGCAUUACAGGAGAAAUCACGGACUAGCAGGGCAGUCUAUAAACUGGGGUGCACUCAAUCUUGGACUAUUACUCAACAAGGUUGACAUCCAAAGAUUUCUGGAAUCAAACGGAAUAAUGAUUUUGGAAAUUUCGGAAAUUAAAAAAUGUCUUGAGCAAACCCUGGAACUAAACAAUCCGCAGCAAGCUAUCUGUAAAUUUAAUUUCUCCACUUUAUACCAUAAUGUAGUUUCUCAGAACCCUGCAAUCAGAGCACGAAUUGGUUCACUUGUGGAACAUGAAAACAAUAAAGCACAUAUUAGUCCAAAGCAUGUUUUAUCCACUAAUUCACCAAUGAUCCCUGAGCAGUAUAUCAUUGCAUUGUUGAGUGAAGUCAGCGAUGCUGAUCCUACAAAGUUUACAAAAGAAACUUACCUGUCCAGCUUUGGCCUUGAUUCCAUGCUGAGUAUGACGGUGCAAAAUCGUAUUUAUCUGGAAAUAAAUAUUAAUUUGCCACUCGUGACAUUUCUGGAUCCAAAUACAACAGUAGGUACUGUAGUGUCACUGCUUGAAAAGCAAAACCCUGUACAGCCACAAGUUAGCGAAACAAAUCUGCUACAGUACCAAUCUUUGACUGCUGAGUCUGAUGAAAACACUGUAUUCUAAUUACAAAUAUUUGCACUAAUGAAGCAGAAAUUAAAUUUCCACAUGUAGAAAAUAGUUUUUUUUUGGACAUUUUUACCAUCAGGAAAGCUGUUCUGAAUGUAGAAACAAAGAACUGCAGAUGCCGGUUUAUAUCAAAGAUAGUGCUGGAAUAACUCAGCGGGUCAGGCAACAUCUCUGGGGAAAAGGGUUAGGUGACCUUUCGGGUCGGGACCCUUCUUUAGACUGAAAGUGUGUGUCUAUCUUCGUUCUGAAUGUUGCCCAUAGUACAUUGUAACGAUGAAUCAAAUUAUGUUAAUUCUCUAAUUCUGAAUGCUUUUCUGUUGCUAUCUGCAAUGCCUCUAGCUGAUAUUUUUAAACAAUGACAUUUAUUUAAAUAUGAUGUAUAUGUGUUUAUAUAUGUACUCGUACUGCUCUACAAUGUAAUAAAAAUACUUAUUAAUUAUGAAUUCCAAAUUUGUAGUAUACUGAGAAUCCAUGGCCCCAGUCAUCCCCACUGCAAUUCUUUACUAGCAUCAAUAUUUCUCUGGAGUUUAGGUUAGAUUUAUUAUUAUCACAUACAGUGAAAAAGUUUGUUUUGUGUGCUAUCAUAGAAACAUAGAAAAAUAUGAUAUGUGCAGGAGUAGGCCAUUCGGCCCUUCAAGCCAGCACCGCCAUUCAAUAUGAUCAUGGCUGAUCAUUUAAAAUCAGUACCCCGUUCCUGCCUUCUCCCCAUAUCCCUUGAUUCCUUUAGCCCUAAGAGCUAAAUCUAACUCUCUAAAUCUAAAUCUAAAUCUGUAGUGUAUAUAAUAGUAAUGGUAACUUUAAGUACUGAGUACUAGAAUGGUAUGAUUUGAGUCGUGAUAUAUUCAAUAUCUUAUCAGCCUCGUGAAUAUGUGUGAGUAUGCGCAGUGUACUUUCGUGAAAUAAAGAAGACCCACACUGGCAACAGUGUGUACUGAAAA